Molecule: messenger RNA, 3435 nt
Organism: Naegleria gruberi
Lineage: Eukaryota; Heterolobosea; Eutetramitea; Acrasida; Naegleriidae
Exons: 2
Cellular component (GO): mitochondrial membrane
Source: RefSeq, a predicted model, not a curated record
UUAACUGAAUAUUAUAAUAACAAGACUGUUUUCUGUACUGGCUGUACAGGAUUUUUAGGAAAGGUUGUUGUUGAAAAGUUUUUGAGAUGUCUUCCAAAUAUUAGGAAAUUAUACUUGUUAGUACGUGAAAAAAAGGAUAGAAAGACUGGAAAAGUAAUUCCACCAGAAGAAAGAUUGAUUACAGAAAUUUUGAGAUCACCCAUUAUGGAUAGAAUAAUAAGGGAAAGAUUUAAUGGAAAACGUGAAGAUUUUGAAGUAUUUGCAAGAGAGAAAGUUGAAGGAGUAUUUGGAGAUGUUACAGAAGAAAAUAUCUUUGUAGGAUCUACCUUAGAUAAGAUUGAACAAUUGAAAAAAGAAAUUCAAGUUAUUAUUCACAGUGCUGCAACUAUCGGAUUUACGGAAAGAUUGGACUAUGCCAUUAAUUUGAAUGCUUAUGGUCCUUUGAGAUGUUUGAACUUUGCUAAACAAUGUCACAAUAUUGAAGCAUUUACUCACAUCUCAACUGCCUAUACAAACUCAAAUAUGAAAUCAGGAAGUAGAGUUGAUGAAAAAUUCUAUCCUCUUAAAUUACCAGGUGGUGAAGAUAUUGAAGCAUUUUGUGAAAGAAUUAGAAAAUUAUCACCAAAAGAAAUUGAAAAGGCAACUGUAAAGGCAUUGGCCUUUACAGGUUAUCCAAAUACCUAUACCAUCACUAAGAGAAUUGGUGAAGCACUUGUUGCCAAAUAUAAGGGAGAUGUCAAUGUUGCAAUUUUGAGACCAACCAUUGUGGGUGCUGCAUUGAGAGAUCCUGUUCCUGGUUGGAUUGAUGCUGUAUCUGCAGGUGGUUCUGUUUACUUGUUUAGUGGUCUUGGUAUUAUUCACUUGCUUCCUGGUAACACUAAGGUUGUAUCAGAUCAAGUUCCAGUUGAUUUUGUUUCCAAUGCCAUGAUUAUUUGUCCAGCUGAUAUUGCAACAAGAAAAUCAAGUUUGAGAGUUUACCAUUGUGGUACUUCCACAUCUAAUCCAGGCAGAUGGCAAGAUACUGUCACAGGAACACUCAGAUAUUGGCACACUCACCAACCUGAUAAGAGUGUUUCAAGAGCUGAAUUUAAUAUGAUUACAAAUAGAUUCUUCUACAAGACACAAUACUUGAUGAGAUACACUUGGAUGAUUCAAUUAUAUGGGUUGAUUGCCACUAUUUUUGGAAGCAAGGCUGCAGUUAAAGCUGUAGAAGGAUUUAAAAAGAUGGCCUCCCGUCAAUCCAAUCUCUCCUCAAAUUUCCAUCACUUUACCCUCAAUGAAUGGUUCUUUGAUGUUGCCAAUUUGGAUUCUGCUUUCCACAGAUUACCAGAAAAUGAAAAGGACUUGUUUACUCUUGAUUGGAGUCUUAUUAAUUGGUCCACCUAUUUCCAAUAUUUCUGUUAUGGUCUCCACAAGUUUGUUUUAAAGGAAAAUCCUGAACCACCAACCACCACUGACUUGAUCAAGUCCAAUGAGUAUAAUUUCAUUAACAAUCUCUAUAAUGAUGUAGAAUUGGCAUUUACAGCUGCAGGCCGUUUCACUGAUGGUCAAACCCGAGAACAAGUCAAACAAACAGUUUUACAAUCAAAAAUUGUACAAGAUGCCAUAUUAUCUGAAGCUGAAACUCUCAACAUUUCUGUUAUGAAUGUUGAAAAGAGAGCUCUCCAAAUUAUGGACCAAAUGUUUGCUGACCCAAAUAAUAAUGCAAUUAGAGCAUUUGGUUGGAUUUUAAGAAAGAUUUGGCGUAGAAUGUAUCAAUCUAUUAUGGUCGACACAAAUGAAAUUGAAAAAUUGAAAGAAAUUUCUAAAAAGGCAGAAUCAGGAACUCUUGUAUUCAUUCCAACUCACAGAAGUUAUAUUGAUUUCUUAAUUGUUUCCUAUGUUUUCUUUGUAUAUGGUGUUCCAGUUCCACACAUUGCUGCUGGAGAAGACUUUUUAAACAUGUUUUUAGUUCGUGAUUUAUUCAGAUACUCGGGUGCUUUCUUUAUGAGAAGAUCUUUCGGUUCUGACAAGGUAUAUAAGGCCAUCUUUUCUGAAUAUGUUCAACGUUUACUCGUUGAUGGUAAUCCUGUUGAAUUCUUUGUUGAAGGUACUCGUUCAAGAGGUGGCAAAACUCUCAGACCGAAACUUGGACUUUUGAAAACCAUUGCUGAUACUUAUUUAGACAAGCGUGUCGAUAACCUCACACUUGUACCUAUUCAUAUUGGUUAUGAAAAGGUUAUUGAAAGUGAAUCACAUACUAGAGAAUUGUUAGGAGGAAAUAAGAAGGGAGAAUCUCUCUCUGCUCUCAUCUCUGCAAGUUCUGUCUUGUUGAGAAAGUAUGGCGACAUUCAUGUCAAAAUUGCUGAACCAAUUUCAUUGAAGGACUAUGUUGAAAAUAUGAAAUCAGAAUCUCCUUCAUUCGAUCCAUUCGGUCAAGAUGAUGACAAGAAUACCCUUGUUAAAAAUCUUGGUACCAAGAUUACCUAUGAUUUGAAUCAAUCUGUCGUCAUUAUGCCUAUUGCUCUCGUUUCUACAAUUUUAUUAACCUAUAGAGAAGGUAUUAGUAUGGAAGAAUUACAAAGCAAGACCGAUUGGUUAAAGAAUCAAAUUAUUUCAAGAGGAGGAAAUGUUUACUGGUCCAAGACACAAACUACAGCAUCAGUAGUGAACAGAGCUCUUGGAUUGAUCAAUAAUAUUAUCAAGAAGAAUAAGAACAUGUUAGAACCAGCUAUUGAAGUCAAGUCAGACUAUAAGAAGAUUUUGGAACUCAGCUAUUAUAGAAAUCAAAUUAUUCACCUAUUCUUUGUUGAAAGUAUUGUCUCAUGCUCAUUCUACUCAUUCAGAGAAAAAUUAAUGAUUGACCAAGGCGUUCCUCUUUCUGAAUUGUUAAAGAGAUGUGAAUUUUUGAAUGAGCUUCUCUCUCUUGAAUUCAUUUAUAAGGAAAGACCUGAGGAACAUGAUGACUUCAUGAGCGUCAUUAAUGCCAUGUCAAAGAGAGGUAUUUUCCAACUCAAAGAUGAAAAGGUAUUCAUUCCAGUCUUGUAUUUGGAAAAUCUCAAAUUUAUUUGCUCAUUAUUGUGGCCUUUCAUUGAAGCCUAUUGGGGAGCUUCCAUGGCACUUAUUUCAUUGCCAUUCUCAGGUAAUGAACAAGAAAUUCCAACACUUAGAAAGAAGGCUCUUGUUGAAAGAAUGCAAUGGUUUAUUGAAAAACUCUACUUUGAUCAAAAAGUUCAUUUCUAUGAAGCAUGUUCAUCUGAGACUCUUUCCAACACUGUUGCUAUUUUUGACAAGAUGGGUAUUCUCCAAACAACUGUCAAGGUCGAAAAAUCAACUUCAAAGAAGGGAGCAAAGGAUGCACCAAAAUCUGAGUCUGUUGUUUCCCUCUUACCACCAUAUAAUGAAAUUGAUAAGUUGUUCGAGUUUGUUGGUGAAUUGCAACAAUAUAGAAAGACA